Molecule: messenger RNA, 858 nt
Organism: Aphanomyces astaci
Lineage: Eukaryota; Oomycota; Saprolegniomycetes; Saprolegniales; Verrucalvaceae
Exons: 1
Coding region: 1-858 (285 amino acids)
Cellular component (GO): plasma membrane
Source: RefSeq, a predicted model, not a curated record
AUGCUCGCACACAUUCGCCCGUCGGUGGAAACCACGGGGCCGUUGACCCCUGACGUCCACUGGUGCGAACUCAGCCCCGCCGAGCUGAAAACCCUCCACCCUGAACAGCCCCCCCACGUCGUUCCCAACAAGCAGCACACUCCGUACGAAGGGCUGCCACGGUGGCCUGGCCUCUCCAGUGCCACGGCUGUUCUUCGAAUCCUCGACAUAAUUGGCACAUCCUUCUUUGCCGCCAGUGGGUCACUCGCCGCCGCCAUGUCCGGCUGCGACCUCGUCGGGUGCAUCAUCGUGGGGUGUAUCACGGCCGUGGGCGGGGGGACGUGGCGCGACAUCCUCUUGCUGCACAAGCAGCCAUUCUGGGUCCAAGAAUGGGAGUACCUGGUCCUGGCCGUCGCUGUGUCGGUGCUGCUGUUCCUCACGUGGGGGUUGCUCCCGCUCGGUCAAACCGUUCUGGGGGCGACCCUCAAGGCUGCAAAUGGCGACGCUGGUGUGCUCAUGGACUGGGGGGACGCCCUGGGAAUCGGCGCCGCGUCGGUCAUCGGGGCCAUGAACGGCAUCCGGUCCGACUGCCCCGUCGUCAUCUCGGCCCUCUGCGGCAUGGUCACUGCCACCUGUGGCGGGUUCACUCGCGAUGUUGUGCUCAACCGAACCGUGCGCAUCUUGUACUCACACGCUGAAGUGUACGCUGUGAUUACCCUCACGGGCGCCGCCGCGUACCUGAGUCUGCAGCGCCUGCUACCCAAACACCAAGCGCUGCGCAUUGCGUUUUGCGUCCUUCUUGUGAUUGUAUUGCGGCAACAAGCGUGGACGCAUGGAUGGCGCAUGCCCACAUGGAACACCCACAAGCCGUCGCUGUGA